UCAACCAAUUAAUGCACAUGAAUAAAAAAGUAGACAAGUUAAAUAAUAAAGCAAGGUAUUAGAGAAAAUUUUCAAAUUAAAGUGAAUGAAUAGUAAGUAUUUGUGAUUAUUACGCCUGACAUUUCAUUAAAAUUCAAAAACUUGCGAGCGGUAGAGUGUAAUUAUUGAUUUUGGCAUGAUUUGGUGGUUGCAUCUGAUCUCUGCGUUCCAAAACAAUAAGAUGAUGACGAUGAGAUGAAGCAUGCGAAUGUAACAAACCAAAUGGUUACUUAACUGAUUCAAAGUACCCAAAACCAACACUGCACUUUCACCAUUUUAGAAACGUACCAGGAACAGGAACCCCCACACUGCACAGUUUCUCAAUCAGGGUGUAACAAGUUUGGUUCAGGUGUGUGCUGUUGUUGCUGUUGAGCUGAAACUCCUCUGCAUAGUUUUAUGACUUUUAUCCUUUGGCUCAGGGGCAGAGAUGCACAUUAGAAUGAUGGUGAUGGUGACUCAAACAUUGAAAACAAUUGUGUCAUCCUAUCAUGACUAUGACAAGAAUUCCCGUCUCUGUCCUUUGCCUACCGGUCCACCCAGAAGCCGUCAGAGGCACCAAAGCCGCAUUAGAACCUUGGCCGUGGCCAUAGCAGCACUUCUCAUAUCUACCACUGCUUGGCUUUCCCUUGUCUUCUCUGAUGCAACUACCUGUUGCUUUCACCGCUUAAAAGAUUGGGAAAGUAGCCCCGAAUUUUUUACUUGGAAGAAGUGCAUUUCUCAUCGCUGUGCGGAAGUAACACCCCUGCCAGUUCUCCAGCUUGGGACCAUGAAAGAUCAUCUUCAAAAUGGUAGCAGUAUUGUUCAACAGGGAGGCUUGACACUUAAACAUAUUGUUUUUGGCAUAGCAGGAUCAUCUCAGCUUUGGAAACAGAGGAAGGAGUAUGUCAGAUUGUGGUGGCGUCCCAAUGACAUGCGUGGUCAUGUGUGGUUAGACGAACAAGUGCUUGAAGGAGAUAGAGAUGAUUUAUUGCCCCCUAUCAUGAUUUCUGAAGACAUCUCAUAUUUCCGCUACACUAAUCCCAUUGGUCACCCUUCUGGCCUCCGGAUUUCUCGCAUUGUCAGAGAGAGCUUUCGCCUUGGCCUCUCUGAUGUGCGCUGGUUUGUCCUCUGUGAUGAUGAUACCAUCUUCAAUGUGAAUAACCUAGUUGAUGUUCUCAGCAAGUAUAAUUCUUCUGAAAUGAUAUACAUUGGUAGCCCCUCGGAGAGCCAUUCGGCAAAUACUUAUUUUAGUCACUCAAUGGCCUUUGGUGGUGGUGGUAUUGCAGUAAGUUAUCCACUUGCAAAGGCUCUCUCUGAGAUUCUUGAUGAAUGCAUUGAGAGGUAUCCCAAGCUUUAUGGUAGUGAUGAUCGACUGCAUGCCUGCAUUACUGAACUUGGCAUUCCACUGACAUGGGAGCAUGGUUUUCACCAGUGGGAUAUAAGAGGUGACGCCCAUGGCCUUCUAUCCUCUCACCCAAUAGCACCAUUUGUGUCGAUUCAUCAUGUUGAAGCAGUAAAUCCCUUUUAUCCUGGCCUGAGCUCUUUGGACAGCCUUAAACUUUUUACAAAGGCCAUGAAAGCAGAUCCCAAAAGCUUUUUGCAGCGUUCAAUAUGUUACGACAAUGCUCAGCAUCUAACAUUUUCAGUGUCGCUUGGUUAUGUUGUUCAAGUCCUGCCUAACAUUGUUUUUCCCCGUGAAUUGGAGCGCUCUGAAAGAACCUACUCUGCUUGGAAUGGUAUUAAUCAAAGGAAUGAAUUUGAUUUUGAUGCUAGGGAACCAUACAAUUCUGUUUGUAAAGGGCCCACUCUAUUCUUCUUGAACGAUACUAGAAGAGAGGGUAAUGCUUCUUGGGGUUCAUAUGUUCGGGGUAGAGAUAAAAGUGAUUUCAAAAAGAGAAUUUUAUGCUUUCCUCACUUUCCCCCUCUGCGCAAUGUGGAAGAGAUUCAGGUAGCAGUGCAACCUUUGAGCAAGAAUUGGCAUCUGGUUCCCCGUCGUCUCUGUUGCAGGCAAUGUCAAGCUGACAAAGAAGUCCUCCAUAUCUCAGUUGGAGAGUGUGGGAAGUGAGCUUUUAGCUCUGUCUACUGAUUAUUAUGUUGGUUGAUUAGUGAGCUGGCACAUUAGGAUUGCCCUCUUAUGGUUUGUACAUGAUUUGACCUUUGAGUGAAGAGCUAAUUCCAUGCGGCAUUUUUUACCAUGAA
Cajanus cajan (pigeon pea) is the source of this 2217-nucleotide messenger RNA. Its product is annotated as beta-1,3-n-acetylglucosaminyltransferase radical fringe protein, putative (DUF604). The record is from RefSeq and is a predicted model, not a curated record. NCBI's taxonomy places the organism in Eukaryota, Viridiplantae, Streptophyta, Magnoliopsida, Fabales, Fabaceae.